AUGGUGGGUCAGAGGGCCCUGAGCAGACCACUUAGCCUCCUGCAGCUGGCACCCCUCUGCCUUCUGCAUCCAGGGACCUCAGGGCAGCCCCAGGCAACCCCAGGAGUACCAGAGGAGGCCCCCUCCAUCCAAGGAGUGCGGGGCGGCUCCGUGGAGCUGGCCUGUGGCUCCCGGCCCGCCCCGGUGGUCUUCUGGAGCUUCGCCCCCCUGGGCCCACUGAUUCCGCAGCCUGUGGCCAUCACCAACAGAGUGGAGUCUAAGGUGGAGGCCGGGGCGUUGGCUCUGGGGGCCGUGAGUCUGCAGAACAGCAGCCUGGUGCUGGGGGAGCGGAAGGGGGCCCACGGCCACUUCCUGUGCCAGGCCCGACGCGAGGCCGGAGGCCAGCUCCACACCACCUACUCCUCCCUCGCUCUGGCCGUGCUGGUGCCCGUAUCAAAGCCUCAGGUGCAGCUGAGUGACCUGUCCCCAGUGGAGGGGACCUCCGUGGUGGCCACAUGUGCGGUGUGGGAGGUCACAGAGCCUGUGACCUUUGCCUGGUAGCAUCAGGCACCCGAGGCCCUGAGAGGCCCUGGAGAGGCCCUGGUAGGGGUCACGAAGCAUCUGAUCCAGCUGGACCCAGUCAAUCGGACACACCUGGGCUGGUACACGUGCACUGCCCACAACGCCAUCAACUGGCUGAGCAGUGAUGGAGCCUUCCUGGAUAUUAUCUAUGGUCCAGACGGUCCUGUGAUCCCCGUGGAGCUGCUGGGCUUCAGUGAGGAGGGGUUUGGGGCCAGUGAAAUGGAAGGGGUGACCCUGAGCUGCCUGGCUGCAGCCAGCGCCCCCAGCCGCUGUGUGUGGCUCCGUGACCACACUCAGGGCCAUGCUGGACCCACCUACAUCGUCGUCGGUGCCGGCCGCGCUCACACAGGCCUAUACACCUGCCCGGCCCGCAGCGGCUGCCCGGACACCCGCGCACAGAGCAGCGGCCAGCGCACCAUCUACUAUGCCCCUGAGGGGCAGCCCUCCUGUACUGUACUCCCCAUCCUUGGGGCACUGACUCUGGUCUGCGCCUGGCCUGCGGGGCUUCCGGCUGCCCAGCUGCAGUGGGACGGGCCCCAGGGAACUGGCCCUGCUGCCCUCAGCAAUGUCGCCUGGAGUCACGCGGCCACCCAGCUCCCCAGCGGCAGUGUCUUCACCUGCACCAGCCAGCACCCAGCCCCGGCUCUGCCUGCCCUCUGUGGGUCACGCCUUUGGGAGCCCCUCCGGAGUCCCACCUGCUGGACCAUGGCCACAAUCAGAGACCAGUUCCUCAUGCUGAGCUGUGAGCGGCCUGGAGGUGAGCGCCCUGCUGUGCCGAGCUGGUCUGAUGGACGGCAGCCGACCUCGGGUACCAGCAGCCGCUCCUCACUGGCCGCCCACCUCCUCCAGGCCCAGGACGACCUGGCUGGCAGAGAGUUCACAUGCCUGGGCAUUCACCCACUCGGGGUCCCCGACGCCCUCUGCCGGCUCCAGCUAGCCCCACAGCUGGCAGUGGCUGAGCCCCGGGUGUCAGCGCUGGAGGGGGGAGACGCCUGGCUGGGAUGUGCCCUCCUGGCGGGCACGCCACCUGCCCAGCUCCUCUGGCUGGGACUCCAGCAACGGCAGGUGGAACCAGGCACUUCGGGGUUCAUGCUGCACCCUGAGGGUGCCCAGCUGCGCCCGAGUGUCCGGGAUGCCCACCCAGCACGCCACAGUGGCACCUACCAGUGCAAGGCCUGAAAUGCCUUGGGCAACAGCAGUCGCAGCAUCCUGCUGCAGGUGCUGAGAUACCCAGCUACCCCCAACGUCACCACCGUCAGCCGCCUGACCUGCGGGAGACGCCAGAGCGAGGUGCAGCUGCCAUGGGCCGUCCGAGGCCCGGGGCCACGCAGAGCGUCUCUUCCUGGGGCUUGGGAGACCGCAGCUGGUGACAUCGAGCCGGAGAGCAGGGGCCGGCGGCCGGGGGGCUUGGACCCGGGGGUCCUCUACGCCUUCCACGUCCUGGCUCUGAAUCACCGCACAGCUGGACACCCCUCUGAGGUGAAGACACCAGGUGCCCCCCCCUUCAGCACCUAUCCUGCAGUGCUGGAUGCGGCAGGCACAGGAAUGGUAGUGGCAACGGUGGCCUCUCUGCUGGUGUUCCAGUAUGCUGCCCGGCACCUGGACACCUUCCCCGGCCUUGGGUGGUUGCUUGUUCCCAGGGAGCAAAGUCACCAAUAUCGGGGUUCAAGAGGUGGCCCUGAGGCAAUGACAGGCACUGAACCACCACCCACCACCCCAGGUUCGGAUCCUGCACAAGAAUCCACGGAGGCUCCAGUAAACGUCACCAUCACAGUGACUGCCACACCGUGA
Messenger RNA from Eubalaena glacialis (North Atlantic right whale), 2352 nucleotides. It is a transcript of the gene VSIG10L2, whose product is annotated as V-set and immunoglobulin domain containing 10 like 2. Lineage: Eukaryota; Metazoa; Chordata; Mammalia; Artiodactyla; Balaenidae. The record is from RefSeq and is a predicted model, not a curated record.